This is a messenger RNA of Arachis duranensis, 1138 nucleotides long. Its product is annotated as gamma-secretase subunit APH1-like. The transcript has 6 exons. Gene Ontology annotation, cellular component: endoplasmic reticulum; gamma-secretase complex; membrane. Gene Ontology annotation, molecular function: protein-macromolecule adaptor activity. The record is from RefSeq and is a predicted model, not a curated record. NCBI's taxonomy places the organism in Eukaryota, Viridiplantae, Streptophyta, Magnoliopsida, Fabales, Fabaceae. The coding region runs from base 125 to 877 and encodes 250 amino acids. Gene Ontology annotation, biological process: protein processing; positive regulation of catalytic activity.
CGAAUCUCACUCUCGCUCUGUCUCUCUCCAAUAGUGACGGAGGAGUGUUGAACAGAAAACUGAAGAGAACUGAGCUCGGAAACUGGAAGACUCUUCCUUUUAGAGAGAGACAGAUUGAUUUGCAAUGACGGUAGCUGCGGGAAUCGGUUACGCACUGAUAGCUCUAGGACCUUCUCUCUCCAUCUUCGUUUCCGUCAUUUCCAAAAAGCCCUUCUUGAUUCUCACUGUUCUCUCCAGUACACUGUUGUGGCUUAUGAGUUUGAUUGCACUGUCUGGAAUAUGGAGAGGUUUUCUGCCACUCAAAACUACUUCAUGGUGGCCAUAUGCUAUACUUAUACUCUCAUCCAUUGCUUUUCAAGAAGUCCUUCGCCUUCUCUUCUGGAAAAUUUACAAGAGGUUGGAAGAUACUUUAGAUGCUUUUGCUGAUAGAGUAGCGAAACCACAUUUGUUCCUGACAGAUAAGAUGCUGAUAGCGCUUGCUGGUGGUUUGGGUCAUGGUGUCGCGCAUGCUGUGUUCUUCUGCAUCAGCGUAUUGACUCCUGCUUUUGGUCCUGCUACUUAUUUUGUCGACCAAUGCUCGAAGGUUCCAUUUUUCCUUCUUUCUGCCCUUAUUGCUCUUGCAUUCGUCACAAUCCAUACUUUCUCGAUGGUCAUCGCAUUUAAUGGGUAUGCUGAGGGGAACAAAGUGGACGAGUAUUUUGUUCCCAUUGUUCACGUGGUUGCAGGAGUUCUGACUCUGAUAAAUUUGGCUCCUGGGGGUUGCACUGUUGGCAUUCCUCUCCUUUACAUCGUUGCGAUCUUGACAUUGUUUCACUGUGGGAGGAUGGUUUGGAGAAGAUUAUUGACAGAAAAUAGAAUAAGUCUCAAUCACUCAUAGUCAUGAUAAUCUUUGUUAAGAAGUCUCGUCUAAUGUCUAUAGUUGCUUAAGUCCUCACUACUCACCAUUUUGGUUGAAAUACUUAUGAGGCCACUUAGUUAUAUUGAAAUGGAAAGUGUUUACUUGAAUCUAAGUUCUCAUUUUCUAGUUUCAUUCAUCUUCAGUGGGGUCGAUCAUGUAGGUUUACUUGAGCCCUAGUCAUUUAUGAUUGAAGAAACAAACAGAUCUGGUUGCUUCAUGAAGUAUAGAUUCUUUCACAAA